AUGGGAAUGUUCUACUCGGCAAGUUGGUGUGUUAUGGUGAUGGUGGUACAUGUAUGCCCACAGUACACACUAGCACAAACUACACCUCCACAGCCCCCUUCUAUGCCCGUUUCUACCUCUGGAGGGGUAUCAAUGGGUACAACAGGAGUUACCCAGUCUCCUUCAUCUGAAUCCUUCUCAACAUCACCUGUUGUAAAUGAGAAUGUCAUCGAUCUUGACUCUGUUACGGAACUGGAGCUUGCUGGAGUUCUGAUGGACCUAUGUACCCAUCGACACCUAUGCAGAAGUCUUGGUUGUCACUUUCAGCCGUUUGAAGAUUUCAAUCGCACUUGGGCUGCUCCUCUCUGCCAGUGUGAUCCAGAUUGUGUCUUCUUUAAUGACUGCUGUCAAGACUACAAAGAAAGUUGUGAACCAUGGACUGUUAGUGAAGAUUUGUCUUCUUAUUUGACUGGCUUGAAGCUUGGUGAUACAAUUACCUGUUAUCAUGAAGAAACCAGAAUUCCACUGGAAGUUAAGAAGGGCUACUACAUUAUAGCCACUUGCCCCAAUGAAGGUCCGGUGCAUAAUGAACAGACUCAGUCUCUAUGUGAGCACAUUGACAGCGAGGAUUUGUUGUCGACCAUUCUUGUCUCUGGAGUGAAGUAUAACCUUCCCUAUAGGAAUGUAUACUGCGCCCUCUGCCAUGGGGAAGACUUAGUCAACGUGGAUGCGUGGCCUUUGAACAUAGAAUGUGAAUUUCAGGACAUAUCUGAUGAAGCUCUGAAUCUCCUGUCCAACUCUACCUCCAAUGCCACUUUGAGUUACAUUCGAAAUACUCUGGGAUGUAUUGUUCAACCGAAACCUCCAUACCUGACCUCGACAAUCCUCAGGGCUUGCUUUCUCAACGUUUAUGAGUCCUGCCCAGAAGGCCAUGGACUUGCUGAAGCCUGCGCUUCAUACACAGCCUUCGUUCUCAUUCCUUUACUGUUCCUUCAAAGUAAGAACCCACACUGUGCUUCAUGUCAGAUCAACCAAUCACUGUUUAUACACUGUGCCGAGUAUUACCCCAUCCUCCUGCCAGUCCUGUUCACACCUUACGACCCGCCGGGACCACCCAAUGAUUCAGGAAUUCCACCCAUCUCAAUUGUCCUGGAUUUCCGAUCUGGAGGCAAUGUCAAGCUUAUUAGGCAACGAGAGGUAGUUUUUGAAGAACAGGUGGCUUGCCUUCCCAAUGAGGUGUUUAAUCCGUUCCUCAAAACAUGUCGAAAAUUGUCUUGUCUUAUAGGAUAUGUUCUGAAAGAGAACGAAUGCAUCAAAAGCGUCACGCCUACAAUUCACAUUGAUCAGGACAUUGUGAUUUAUAUCCACAUCACGUCAUGCUCAUCAGAAACCAAGAAGGGUACUCAAAAGGCUGUUAAAAGCUGCCUCGCCGGGCUGUUGGAUGAUAAUGAUCAAAGUCUGUUUGAGCAAUCAGUUAUUGUCCCGGAAACGAUCCAAGCAAACUGUUCCCAUGGUAAGCAACAGAAGUCCUCUAACGCAUUCAUGAUUCAAUCAACCUUGGAAACAUUUAUGAACUUUCGUCAGAAAAUAGGAGUGGUUGAAGGAUUGUUUUGCCCAUACUUGCCCAUACAGAUUAUUGCCUUUGAAAUCAUUUAUCAUGGAGUUAACUUAUCUCUCAGUAAAUGCAAUGGGCGAUGGAUGAGUGAAACCCAGUUCCACACGGAUGGGUCAGGUUUAGUGUACAUAAAUGAAUCCGACUCGUGGUAUGCAGCCAACCAAACGCUACAACGAGAGGUUUUCAUCCAUGAGGAGCUAUCCAGCGACUUGAAGCAAUCUGGUAGUCUUCAGCUUUGCCUCAAUCCUGAUCUGUCCUGCUUAUUAGAGACACUCAACAGUUCCUUAUUUCUCCACGAUGAUCUAAACAAUAUUCUUACAUACAUUCCAACCGGGGAAAUGUACAGUCGAGACCAAUACAUAGAGACAUGGAGUGGACAAAUCCAAGUUUGUUCCUUUAAUGAGCGGAAUGGAACUCGAAACACAACUAGAAUCAUAACCUUCUUUGAAUACUCUCAACCUCAGCAGAUUCUUAGUCUAAUCCUUAACAUCAUAUCAAUGCUUGCUGCUCUAAUUACCUUUAUAACCUACUGUGUCUUUAAGGAGCUUAGAAACCACACAGGUUAUCUGAUAAUGAACUUUGUUGGCACUCUCUUUAUGGCACAACUGUUCCUUUUGUUCAGUGGAGUAGCGACCCUUCAUCCAACAGUCUGCACUACUGUUGCCGUUUUAGCCCACUACCUUCUGUUGGUCAACGUCUUGUGGACUGGUGUCCUAGCAUUCAAUUUCUAUCGAACAUUUACCAACCAUUUAAUCACAUCCCGCAACACUAACAGCAAUAGUUCCAUGGCAUCUAUGGCAUUUGCCUGGGGUAUUCCCAUUCUGAUCAUCCUUCCCUGCUUGAUCCUACACCUUUGCGACUGCACCGACGUCCCGCUGUGGUACGGCAAUGAGAAUGUCUGUUGGAUAGGGAAUGAAUACAACAACAUCGCUGUUGUUGGAGUUCCAACUGGGGUUGUUAUUUGUGCCAACGUCAUUUUGUUUUCCUUCACUGUCCACGGGAUCCGCAAAACAAACAAGACAACAAAAUUGGUUCAUAAUACCUCUACAAUGCAACAAGUGAAAAAGGAACUCAUCAUUUACAUUAAGAUCUCCAGUCUGAUGGGUUUCAGCUGGAUCAUUGGCUUUGCAGCAGCUUUCACUGAUGUGAUUUUACUCUGGUAUAUCUUCAUCAUUCUCAACUCUUGUCAAGGUCUUCUGGUCUUUCUCUCCUUCGUCUGUAAGAUCAGCAUCUGGAGACGCUGGAAGACUUUCAUCUCGUCGUGUCAUCAUCGCUGUCAUCGGGAGAAUGAAGAUCCUGCCAGUGAUCGUAUUGGCAUUGCGGUGGAUGUUCAUUUAAAACCAGAAACAACAGCUAAGACUUGUACCACUGGCAUUUGA
Molecule: messenger RNA, 2973 nt
Organism: Asterias rubens (European starfish)
Lineage: Eukaryota; Metazoa; Echinodermata; Asteroidea; Forcipulatida; Asteriidae
Exons: 4
Coding region: 1-2973 (990 amino acids)
Biological process (GO): G protein-coupled receptor signaling pathway; cell surface receptor signaling pathway
Cellular component (GO): membrane
Molecular function (GO): G protein-coupled receptor activity
Source: RefSeq, a predicted model, not a curated record